UGAUUCAUGUCAUGUGGGUUUGUUUAUAUUUGUGAAGGGACAUAAAGAGACUAAUUUGAAACCAAGUAAAUGAAUAUAUGAUUAUACAACAGAGCAGCUUUAACAUUAUUUACUGUUACAAAUUAAUACGAUGGAUUAUUUUGGUAUUACCACAUGUUGCAAUUUACAGCGGCUACUAUUUCUAUUCUGACUUUACAUGAAGUCAAAACGACUGACAGAUCGAUGAGAUAUUGAGGAAAGUAAGCCAUAUUAAAUCUAGUGAGAAUGAGCAAAGUGUGCUGUGCACAAGUCACUUGUUACACAUAUUGGAAGAAGCAAACAGAAAUCCACUAGUAUUGUAAAAACUGAUGAAUUCCAAUAUUUUCAUGGUGCUUAUUCAGGUUCUGAGAGACUGACAUUCUUUUCAAGUGAUUGGAAUCACAUCACAAUGAAACACAUGGGUAGGUUGAUGGGAUUGGUACCGGUACAGAGGAAGAUAAAAAGACAUCAAUGUGGAUGUGGCCAAUUUUUUGGAGGCAUGUGGCUAAUAUUAUGUAUUUGACCAAUGUAAACUGCACUGACCAAUGCUGUAUGCACUGUAUGCUAAUCCAGAUACUAAUGAUUGCACACUGAUGGUUUCUUACAUGUAUAUGUAACUCAUGUUAUCUCUUAUAAGAUAUAUUUUUCAGUACUUCACUUGUGUCUACACGUACAGUAAGUUCAUUACUAAACAUCCAUGAGUGAAAAUACUACCUUCGGUUUUGAUUUUGUUAGCAUUAAUGGCACCUCUCUUCGACUCAACACCUCAUGUAGAAACAAUUUGGAUGAUGGGUGUGACACCUGCACACUCAUGUUUUCAGCAGAGUGGCAAGUUGUUUCGACAAUUCUCAUUGCACUCACCAUGUGUGUUAGCAUAGCAGGGAACAGUAUUGUUUGUGUUAUUGUAUGCCGUAAGCCAUCCAUGCGAUCAGCUAUUAAUUUGCUUCUUGCCAAUUUGGCUUUCAGUAACAUUUUAUUGUCAGUAUUUUGCAUGCCUUUUUCUAUUUUGCAACUUUUUACAUAUCAUGUGCCUGAAAAAUAUUAUAUUUAUCUUACUAUAGGGUUUCUUCAAACAUUAUGGGUCUCUGAAAGCAUGAGUGUACUUUUUGCAAUAAGUAUUGAUAGAUAUAUGAUUAUUGUGAGACGUAAGGAUCACCUGAAUCCAUACAGAGCUAAAGUCAUAAUAACAUUUACUUGGUGCUACUCUCUUAUCAUAAGCUUCCCACCUUUGGUUGGUUUUGGAAGGUAUAUUUUUCACGAGACUGACUAUUGUACUUCUGUAGAAAUAUAUGAUGCUAAAGAUAUUUUUUAUACAUUUUUGUUAAAUUUACUUGUAUUUAUUGUACCAACAUUCAUAAUGGCAUAUGCCUACUUCAGGAUUGUAAGAGCAGUACGACAAAAUCUGGCUAGGAUUCAAAGUCAGCCCAACCAUUCCUGUGAUAGCAUGGCAUCAAGAGGUUCCCCACAUGUGACACAGUUUGGUUCAACCACCAUUAAUAAGAUUUCUGUUGAUGUUAGCUUCAAAACAAGAGCUUUUAAGACGAUUCUUGUAUUGUAUGUUGUUUUUGUGAUUUGUUGGAUUCCUUACUCUAUAUCAAACAUUAUAUGGCAUUUUAUUCCAAAGGAACUUCAUGCUGGGAGCAUAAUUCUAUGGAUUGCCUACUUCAACUGUGCUCUGAACCCGGUGAUAUAUUGUCUGCGUAUCAAAAAAUUCAGAGAAGCAUGCCAGGACUUAUUGCCAAAUAUGAACUGUCCUGAUCUGCCCAAGUUGUCACGUAGGGCUCAGAGACGGAUCAAUCCUUCAGCCCUUUACAGGUACUCCCCAGACAUACAAAGUGGAAGUUACCCUGACAUUUGAUGACAUUUUCUAACUAUUUUAGAUAACUAAAGCUCUCAAGACCAAUGGAAUUUUACAGACAUCUUGAGAUAUAACAAUUGAUAUUUACAGGGGGGUCUAAAAAGAUGUUUCCAUUUUUGAUAAAGUAGAAUUUUCUACUGAAAACGGGAUC
Molecule: messenger RNA, 2027 nt
Organism: Lingula anatina
Lineage: Eukaryota; Metazoa; Brachiopoda; Lingulata; Lingulida; Lingulidae
Product: high-affinity lysophosphatidic acid receptor
Biological process (GO): G protein-coupled receptor signaling pathway
Cellular component (GO): membrane
Molecular function (GO): G protein-coupled receptor activity
Source: RefSeq, a predicted model, not a curated record